Molecule: messenger RNA, 564 nt
Organism: Acanthamoeba castellanii str. Neff
Lineage: Eukaryota; Discosea; Longamoebia; Acanthamoebidae
Exons: 5
Coding region: 1-564 (187 amino acids)
Source: RefSeq, a predicted model, not a curated record
AUGGUAUCGCUGAAGGAGCUCGUCAUGGCGGAACUCAGCCCAUGGCGCAUGAAAGACGUCACCACCAUUCCGAUCAAUGGGCGAACGAUCUCCAAGAACCGAAGGGGAGGCAAGAGCGCACUCCGGUUGACUCGCUUGCGGUAUGAGAUUCUGCACAAUUUCCACAUGAAAGCACACGACCAGAUCACGGCGCGCUGGUUUUCGGUGUUGGUUGUUGGCGUCGUCGAGCCCGUGAAGCCCGAGCCCUUUUCGGGGGACUCGUUUCCCUCGGCGUGUCGCGUGGUCGAGCCUGUGGCGCUGCCUCACGGCGGCAGCAGGGGCCUUCAAUCGGAUGAGUCCACACCGCGCUACGUGACCUUCCCCGAUCUGGGGCCGGCGCUGCGCGAAGGAAAGAUCGAGACGUUGCUGAUCUCUGAAGAGCUGCUUGACAAGUGGCUCGUGGUUCGCUCUUCACAAGAAGGGAGCACUGCUGAGGCUGAAAGAUGGGAAGAUUGGCACCUGCUAGACGUGGUGCCCCGGCAGGACGAAGCUCGUGUCAACCACGCAGAGGCGCUUGACUGGUAA